AUGUGGGUAGCCACGUGUGUGGGACUUACUAACGAUGACAAGCUGUCAUUUACUUUUAUUUUACUGUGUACAAUCCAAGUAGAACGUAAACAACCAGUUUAUGGUAACUGGCUAAUGGGGUUAACACUCGGACAGUCCGAUAUGACGAGGCUGCGAGAGCGUGCAGCUAGCUUGUUAGCCGCGGUUAUUACGAAGCACGUCUCACUUAGGCACUUCUGGCAUCAAAACAAUGUUAUUUAACUCCAGACGCCUAAUUUAACAGCUAGACACAAACAUACAUACAUCAGCUACAUUUAAGCGAAAACGCAGCUGUAUAUAAUCACAAUAAAGGUAAUUUUUAUACAAUCAACUCUAUAAACCUAACGCACCUUCCUUCUUCGCCUUCGGUGCCAUGUUGGGAAAGGAAGAACGGGAGGGGUUUCCUUCAGUAUAUCGCAGGGGUUCACGUUAACACGCGCAGUCAUCGCGAGAACAUCACAAGGCAUUAUGGGUUCUGUAGUCCACGUGCGCGCUGUAAAUAUCGAGCGCAGCCACAGCAGAGCGGGGCUUAUGAGGAGCACAGUCACGCAGUGAAAGCCAAAAGUUACUUUUAAACGUUUAUUUUUUUGUAUUGUUUAAUGCAUUUGUCACAAAAUAACCUAAUAACCUACUAAAUAAUAUUUGCCUCCACAACAAAAAUGUUUCGACUAAAUAAAGUUAGUCUAGUCUAAAAUAGGCUACUUGUAGAAUAAUUAAAAAAAGCCUUCUUCCUUUUAAGUCACCGGACAGAAUGGUUGAGUGUUUGCUCUCACAUGAUGAACUCUCUACCCCCUGUGAAAGGAAACAGGAUCAUCUGUGAACUCCCUUUGUACUUUACAAGGGAUGCUGCAGUGCACACCAAAGAUGGCUUCAAUAUUACCGUUAAAGAUGCAUGUCAAGGACAGAAAACAGGAUUGAAUGUAGCCAAGGUCAUUGUUGUUGGUGAUGUAGGAGUUGGAAAGACCUGUUUAAUAAACAGAUUCUGCAAAGACUCAUUUGACAAGACAUACAAAGCAACUAUUGGAGUGGAUUUUGAGAUGGAGAGAUUUGAGGUCCUCGGGGUGCCCUUCAGUUUGCAGUUGUGGGACACAGCAGGUCAGGAAAGAUUCAGAUGCAUUGCAUCCACAUACUACAGAGGAGCUCAAGCCAUCAUUGUUGUCUUUGACCUGAGCAAUUAUAGCUCUUUGGAUCAUGCAAGAGAGUGGCUUGAAGAUGCCAUGAGAGACAAUGACCCAUCUAGUGUUCUCCUCUUCCUCGUGGGAACCAAAAAGGAUCUUAGUCACCCAGAGCAGUUGGCUGUAAUGGAGCAAGAAGCCGUUCGGAUCUCAGAGGAAAUCAGAGCAGAGUAUUGGGCCGUGUCUGCGCUGUCAGGGGAAAGUGUGAGAGAUUUUUUCCUACGGGUUGCAUCGCUUACAUUUGAGGCAACCGUGUUAUCUGAGCUGGAGAGGAACAAAAGACAAGCGAGUGAUAUUGUCAAAAUCUCGAACAAUUGUGAUGAAAAUGUUAAGAAGAGGCAAUCCAACUGCUGUCGUUGACUAAAAGUAUGUUAUGUUCAAAUGGCCAUAGAAAUGAUCCUUGAGUACAGACUUUGGGAUGAUGUCCCAUAAUGCCCAGAUGAACAUCUUUGAAGAUAAAAAUAAUACACACAGAGGACGUGGCCAGUGAGAUGAGGGGAUCUCACGAAGAAUUCAUCUGAAAGUGAAGUUUGAAAUGUAAUCAGAAGUGUACUAAUGAAUCCAUGAUAUAUUCCAUGUUUAAGUUAUGAAUUUGAAUGCAUUUUUCAAUAUCAUAACUGUAUUGCAUGCAUGAUUAUUAUCUGGAUACACAGUAAUUGAGUUUGUCAU
Carassius carassius (crucian carp) is the source of this 1862-nucleotide messenger RNA. Its product is annotated as ras-related protein Rab-34-like. The record is from RefSeq and is a predicted model, not a curated record. Gene Ontology annotation, molecular function: GTP binding; GTPase activity. Gene Ontology annotation, biological process: endocytosis; phagosome-lysosome fusion. The coding region runs from base 792 to 1553 and encodes 253 amino acids. Lineage: Eukaryota; Metazoa; Chordata; Actinopteri; Cypriniformes; Cyprinidae. The transcript is spliced from 11 exons.